UUCUGGGGGUUACCUAAGAGAUGGUGUGAUUGACAACGAGGUGGGGCGGGAGGCGGAGCCCGGACUGCCUCGAUCCAAUCGAACUUGAGGCCGGUCUCGGGACCAGUAGCACCGACCAAUCGGAGGGCGUAACGAAGUGCGACGUGCCCACCCACCACGCCUGGCGUUGCCUGGAGGCGCUGCGGACGUAAGCAAAUGAGAAAGAAGCUGGGUGUUGAAAGAGCAGCGCUGAUUAGCGAAUAUGGAAUCGCCUGGAUGAAAGCCCACUUGUGAUUCGUCGUAAGUAAACCGAAGCCUCUGUGGGCUGGAACGGGCCGGACGGUGAGAUAUGGCUGGCACCGUGCUCGGGGUGGGGGCCGGCGUGUUCAUCUUAGCCCUGCUCUGGGUGUUGGUGCUGCUGCUGUGUGCGCUGCUAUCCAGAGCCUCCGGGCUAGCCAGGUUCUCUGUCGUUUUUGUGUUCCUCGGUGCUCUGAUCAUCACAUCAGUUCUGCUGCUCUUCCCUCGAGCCAGUGAAGUCCCAGCCCCAGAGGUUGAAAUGAAGAUUGUGGAUUCCUUUUUCAUUGGCCGCUAUGUCCUACUGGCUUUCCUCACUGCUGUCUUCCUUGGAAGCCUCUUUUUGGUUCUCAUUCAUCAUAUCCUAGAGCCAAUCUAUGCCAAACCACUGCGGUCCUACUGA
Messenger RNA from Mirounga angustirostris (Northern elephant seal), 676 nucleotides. RefSeq names its product transmembrane protein 218 (gene TMEM218). The transcript has 4 exons. The record is from RefSeq and is a predicted model, not a curated record. NCBI's taxonomy places the organism in Eukaryota, Metazoa, Chordata, Mammalia, Carnivora, Phocidae. The coding region runs from base 329 to 676 and encodes 115 amino acids.